AUGCAUGCACGUCUAAAUGCGCCCAGGUCUCCUUGCGAAAGUGAAAGCAUUGGUUACAGUUUAUUGUCCAUUGAGACCGAAAAGUUGCAGGGUGAUUUGGAAUCUUACCGAAGAGAUUUAGCUCGCCAAUCUGACCAAUUUGAUUUGGAGAAAAGAAUUUUUCAACAACGCGCUGCUGCCCUUGAGGAAGACAAACGCGGUCUCCAUCGCCAAGUUGAAGAAGCCUAUCUCGAAAAUCAAUCUCUUCAUGUUCAAUUGGAUCAGGCCAAGACAAGCUUAGAACAGCUCUCACUUGGCUGUGAUUCUCUUAGCAAAGAGAAGGAAGAACUUCGUCGCUCUCUAGAUGAGUUGCAAUCAGAAUUCCACAAGGAGAUGAGCCGGGCUCAACAGCAAUUGGACAUCCGCAUCCAAAAAACUUUGGAACUGGGUCUUGACAUCGAGGCAUUGAAUCACCAACUUGAAGAAACUCAAGCUGCAAAGAAGGCUUUGGAGCAGUCCAUCAAUUGUGAACUGGAGGAAGUAUCAAGUCAUUUGCAAUCGAGCAAGUUAAAAAUUGCUGGUCAGUCACUGAAGAUAACGGAAUUGGAAGGGCAGCUUGAAUGCCUCCGUACUGAGCUUCUGACCAAGAACGAAACCUUUUCAAUCUUGGAAACUGAAAAACAGCAAUUGUGUGAGACCAAACUUAGUCUGGAGCAGCAAAUGUCCGCUUUGCAAUCUGCUUUUGAGAUGUCAAAACAAGAGUUUCAAGCGCGCUUGGAAAAAGUAAACAUCGAGUUAGAAUCAGCAACUGCUCAAAUUGCAGACUUUUGCGAGGUUACUUCAUCUCUUAAAGAGCAGUUGGAAGUGGCACUGCAAGACAAGCUACAGUCAGAUAACCUCUCGUCACAACUUGAAGCUGAUAUCAACAAACUAUGCAAAGAACGUGAUAAUUUGCAAGUGGAGGUUCAACAGUUAUUGCAUUCAGCUCAGGUAUCUAGCGAAAAAUUCCAAGCUGAAAAAGAUGUUGCGUGUUAA
Molecule: messenger RNA, 1014 nt
Organism: Daphnia pulicaria
Lineage: Eukaryota; Metazoa; Arthropoda; Branchiopoda; Diplostraca; Daphniidae
Product: cingulin-like protein 1
Exons: 3
Coding region: 1-1014 (337 amino acids)
Source: RefSeq, a predicted model, not a curated record